Molecule: messenger RNA, 1630 nt
Organism: Hyphopichia burtonii NRRL Y-1933
Lineage: Eukaryota; Fungi; Ascomycota; Pichiomycetes; Serinales; Debaryomycetaceae
Gene: YHM2
Product: Yhm2p
Exons: 1
Coding region: 256-1158 (300 amino acids)
Biological process (GO): alpha-ketoglutarate transport; mitochondrial citrate transmembrane transport
Cellular component (GO): mitochondrion
Molecular function (GO): tricarboxylate secondary active transmembrane transporter activity
Source: RefSeq, a predicted model, not a curated record
GUUUUGGAUCUGCUAAGUAAUCAAAACUAAAUAAUCGCAUACCUUAAUGACUUACGUUGUAAACUAUACUGUUAUUGUUUUUUUGUAGAAAAAAUCAUCUUUUGCAGCAUAUUCCUUAUGCGUUAUUCGUUUAAGCCGUAACAGGAGGGGUGAGCAAAAAAUCGCACCGAUCGACCCCGGGGAAAGGGAAUGUCCAAAUUUUUCAACAACAUUACAACUUGUUCUUCUUCUUCUACUUCUUCUUCUUCAGCAGCAAUGACUACAAUUGAAAAGAAACCAAUCAACUUCUCCAAUAUCUUAUUGGGGGCAGGAUUAAACAUGGCUGAAGUCACCAGUUUGGGACAGCCAUUGGAGGUUAUUAAAACCACCAUGGCAGCUAAUAGAUCAUUGAGUAUUUUCCAAGCCGGUAAAUUAGUUUGGAGUCGUGGUGGUCUUUUCGGGUUUUACCAGGGAUUAAUACCUUGGGCCUGGAUUGAAGCCUCGACCAAAGGUGCAGUGUUGUUAUUCGUUUCUGCUGAAGCAGAAUAUCAAUUUAAAAAAUUAGGAUUGAAUAAUUUCGUUAGUGGAAUGGGUGGUGGUAUUAGUGGUGGGUUAGCCCAAGCAUACUUAACCAUGGGGUUUUGUACUUGUAUGAAAACCGUUGAGAUCACCAGAGCCAAACAAGUAGCCACUGCUGGAGUUCCCAAACAAACUAGUUUCCAAGUAUUCCAAGAUAUUUAUAAAAAAGAAGGUAUCAGAGGAAUCAAUAAAGGAGUCAACGCAGUUGCCAUUAGACAGAUGACCAAUUGGGGGUCGAGAUUCGGAUUAUCCAGAUUAGCAGAGGAAGCAAUUCGUAAAAUCACCAAGAAGGGAGAAAAUGAUAAAUUAAAUGCCAUCGAAAAAAUUGCUAGUUCAGUAAUUGGUGGGGGGUUAAGUGCUUGGAACCAGCCAAUUGAAGUCAUUAGAGUUGAAAUGCAAUCAAAGACAAAAGACCCAAAUAGACCGGCCAAAUUAGGUGUCGGGAGUGCUUUCAAGUAUAUUUACCAAAACAAUGGUAUUAAAGGUCUAUACAGAGGGGUGACUCCUAGAAUUGGUUUAGGGGUUUGGCAAACGGUGUUUAUGGUUGCCUUUGGUGACAUUUUCAAAAAAUUAUUAAACGCAGACGGUGCUGGCCAUUAACAACUAGAGAGUCUUAUAUAAUUCUUAAUAUAAAAAACCUUGAUAACAGUAUAAUUGUUGCAAACGGUAGCAAUCGGUAUUCCGGUAUCCCGAGGUUGGACCAAAUACAAUAGAGCACAAAGAGAAAGAUAACUAUUACUGCAGUCACGUGAACGCAGUCACGUGACGACAAGACAAAAAUUGAACACAACAAUACGCCCAUGGAAUCCUUACGCUUGUUGGGAAACCACCCAUCAGUAGAUAAUAAUACCAUUCAGUAGAUAAUACCAUUCAAGAGAUAAUGAAUAAGCAAUCAAGACCCUGGACAAUAGAUAUUGUUGAUUCUUCUUUAGGCCACACUCUGUAUAUAACCUGUAGAUGAUUUGCAAUUAUCCGCCUGUUCGCUACAUCCCUUAACCUUUAGCCCCAAUAAAACACCCAAAGAAAAGAAAAGCUCAUCAAAAAAGAAAAAACAGCCGAAAAAUAACCAAAA